Molecule: messenger RNA, 2779 nt
Organism: Meloidogyne enterolobii
Lineage: Eukaryota; Metazoa; Nematoda; Chromadorea; Rhabditida; Meloidogynidae
Source: the annotation of a GenBank genome assembly
UUUAAAAUUUAAUAAGGGGUUUGUGUUUAAUUUUGUUAAAUUUUUAUUCAAUUUUUUCUCUUAUUUAUUCAGUUUUAUUGUCGGAAAUGAGUCAUUAUUGAAAUUUAAAUUGGUUUUUGGUGACAAAUUUAAGAAAAAAAUUUUUGGGGGAAUUUUUGGGGGGAAUUUUUGGGGGGAAUUUUAAAAAAUAAAAAUAGGGGAGGAUUUCUGGGAAGAAAAAAAAAUAAAUCGAAAAAUAAAUAGGAGGAAAAAUACACAAAUAAAUAUUAAUUUGUAUUGCUCUUUACUCCCAUUAUUUUAUUAUUAAUUUUUACCAACGUAAUCUAACUCAGUUUUCUGAUUAAUUCUGACGCUGCGCGACCUGCUCUAAUCAUAUAAAGACCAGUUUUAUAUAAAUAUUUAUUUAAGAAAAUUAAUUAUUCAUUAUACUGUUUUGUUUACAUUUUUAUUUUGUUUGUCGGCGAAUUUCCCCCUCCCUUCAAUUUUUAUUAAUUUUAUUGUGUAACGGAACACUUUUUUGUUCUUCAAAAUUUAAAUUCUGGUUAAAAUCUGUUUUAAUUAUUUAAAAUGUUUUGUUUUGAUUUGUUCUGAUAUUAAUUCUGAAAUUAAUUCUGAUUUUAGAAAUUUAUUCUGGUUAUUCGGGUACUUUUUCUGAUUAAUUCUGAUAUUAAUUCUGAAAUUAAUUCUGAUUUAAAAAGACUUUUUCUGGUAUUGAUUAUAGUGUUAUUGUUCUGAUGUUAAUUUUUGGGUUAUUCUGAAAUUAAGUUUGAAAUUUAUUCCGAUUUUUCUGUUAUUUGUUCUGGUAUCAAUUCUGAUAUUAAUUCUGAUAUUUGUUCUUAUUUGUUUUUAAUUAAUUCUGAUUUUAUUUCUGAUUUAGUAUUUUAAUAUUCUUUGUUCAAUACUAAUUCUCAUUUCCAUAUUAAAAAAUUCACAGGAACCCACGCCUUUCUAAUUUUUUAAAAUUUCUUUUUUAACUUUUACAUUUCCAAAAAUAAUCUUUCUACAUUUCUUCUAUUUUUAUCAAAAUAUUUUGUGGAGGUCAUAAAGCCGUUUUUUGAUCUGUCAAAAAAAUGAUAAAAAUAGCGGAACAGAUUAUCAUUUUUGCAGAUAUUUUUUUUAAAUCUUUCUUUUUUAUUGUUCUCUUUUAUUGUUAUUGACAAGGACGCUUUUGGUAGCUUUUGAUUUUUUGAGAAUAUUCUUUUGAAAAAAAGGAAAGAAGGGGGAGUUAAUUUGUUUUUGGUUAUUAUCUCUCCUUUAAACAGCCCAAAUAGGCGCGCGACCAUAACGGAGCAAAGCCAUAACUUGCUGAAAAAUUUCUGACCCUUAUUAAUUUUGGUACCAAUCUCUUUAGCUCAAUGAGAGGAAUCGUUUAAUACCAAAUUUGUUAAGAUUCGGAAAGCUUGAAGCAAGUUAUGGCAUUGCGCCGUUAUGGCGCGCGCCUAAAUGGGCUGUACCCCACCUCUCUUUUGUCACCUAAUAAUUUUGGUGUUUAGCAAAUUUGUGUGUUGUUGAUAUAAAAUGAUAUUGAGACUGCGAGAAAAAAGGGAAAAAAAAGUUUUUUUUCCAAAUCAAUCAAAUUUAGAGAAAGAAUAGACCGCGCAUUUAAUUUUUACGUCGUCCACACACACAAACAAUUUUACCCAAAAUUAUCGGUUUUCAAAAUUCCUUUUUUCAUUUUCACAUUUUGAUGAAAGAAAAAGUUUUUGAUUUUUUUCUCCAUUUUUGAUUUAAGAAAAAAAAAUUUUUUCGUUGAGAAUUAAAUUUAGGAGGAUUUUUAGAGGGAUUUUUGAACGAGUUUUAGAGGGAUUUUUAGGGAGCACUCAGUCUUGGCACCCAAACGACCAAUUAUUUUUAUUGGGAGACACUGAAAUUUUGGCACCCAAACGACGAAUAUUUUUUAGCGGGAGACACUUAAUUUUUGGCACUCAAACGACCAAUUAUUUUUUGUGGGAGGCACUCAAUUUUUGGCACCCAAAUGGGUUGUCGAAAUGUUUUGAGGCCAAAAAAUAAUGGCAAUGAUCGCAACUAUUCACCCCUACAAAAACGAAAAUGGAAUGUCUUACAAUCAAAGAAGAACAAGCUCUUCAACUACUUCUACUGAAAGAGAACAACAACCUUAUACUAGUGGAAUUUUUCGAAUAGAAGAUGUAACUGAUGAUCCAAGAGUAAGUAUAACAGGUUUAUUUUUUAAAUCCAAGUAUUUGGUCGUUCCUUCUGGGGUUUUUUCUUUCCUUUUGUUCAGUUUUCGUGGAACCGUUGGUGCGUUCUUUCUCUUCCUUUCCGUUCACCCUCAUUUUUUAAUUUACGGGGAGGGUCGAAACCUGAGGUAAGAACUAGAGACCGGACUGAGAGUGUUGUACGGGAUAUCUCGAAAAAUCUUCAUAACUGAGAUUGUUCAAGAUCCCGUCUCGGUCCUAUCUCUUUCUAGAAAUAUCCGUUAACUUAUUUGUACCUGGUCUUUUGAGAUUAAAACGACUCCACUAAUGAUCGAGAUUUUUGAAAAGUCUAGGCCGGAUCCUGGGCCUGUAGUCCAGGAAAAACCCAGGAGGGUCAAAAAAAUGCCUGGGCUCUGGGUACAGGAAAAAGCCAGGCCUUGGUCCAAACCCAUCUCGAUCACUAGACUUCACAUACCAAAAAAUGCUGGAUUAUCCAAGUUGUUUCCUCUCUUUUAUGGCCUAUACCUUUCCUAUCCUCUCUUCCUGUAGGUCCUCUCGUAUAGACUGUUUAGCCCAAAUAGCCUCCAAUGAAUUUUUUGACCAAAUACUUGGUCUGUCUUCCU